AUGGAGGAGUUUCCCUCGUCAAGCGGCAGCGAGGAGGGGUUCGUCCCCGACUACGACUUCGAGUCCAGCUUCGAACGGCUCAAGGACUCGGCCUGCUUCCCCGCUCGGCUGACCAUCCUGGGCCUCAAGCGCACCAACAAGCACCUGGUGAUGCGUGAGCUGCUGCGCGUGAAGAACGCCCAGACCCUGGACGAGAUCAAGGACGCGGUGGUGGCUGCUUACCAAGACCUCAUGGCGCUGGAGAUCUUUGAUGCCGUGGACAUCGUGAUCGAUGGGCUGGAUGGCAAGCACCCGGAGGCAUGUAGCAUCACAGCGAGGUUUUCCGAAAAGUCCCCGAUCCAAGUACACACAGGCACAUACGUGCAAGGCCAAGAAGGCUCAGUGGAGGCGUCCGCGACGCUGACCAAUCCUCUGGGCCAUGCGGAGCGCCUGAACCUGAGCGGGGAGUGGGGCUCCAGGAGCACCACCACCUACAGCCUGGCGCUGACUCGCGCACGGCCGCGGGGCCUGCCGUACCUCGCCACCGCCCGACUGUACCAGCAGUUCUCCUCCUUUGAGCGCUGGUCCUCCUUCACGGAAUUGCUGAGGGGUGCCGAGACCUCCCUGUCAACGGAGGACGGGCGCCACCUGGUGGGGGCCGGCAUCGGCUGGUACCGGCUGGCCGACCCGGCCCGCCGCGCCUCCCGCUCCGUGCAGCAGCAGUUUGGUGAAGGGGUCCGGUCUGCAAUCAAGUACACGUUCCGCCACACCACGUUUUCUGGGGAGGCCUCCUUUCCCCUGGAAGGCUACGGUGUGUCGGCCACCAGCGAGGUCGGAACGCACAGCGGUGGCCCGGCGCGCGGACCGUUCUUCAAGCAGCGCUGCGCCGCCCAGGUCGCUCUGCCCCUGGGGCCCGCCGCUUCCCUGACCCUGGCGGGGGAGGCCGGCCUGCUCCUGCCCCUGCGCCCGGCGCCGGCGGCCACCCCCUCCCCCAUCACCGACCGCUUCUUCCUUGGCGGCCUGAGCGGCGCCUCGCUCCGCGGCUUCUCGCAACGCGGCCUGCCCUUCGAGGCGACACGAGCGGCGGGGCUGUACGCCCACCUCUUUGUCAACGGCGGCAACGUGGUGGGACUGGGCCCGGCCUGCAGGGAGGAUGCCGCCGCCUUUGCGUCGGGUUUCCGGUGGUCCAUGGGCGCGGGCAUCGUAUGGCCGACCCGGGUGGGCAAGCUGGAGCUGAACCUGACGCGGGUGGUCAGGGCCCGGGAGCACGACCGCGUGAAAGCAGGCGUCCAGUUUGGCUUCUCUCCCCCCACCUUCUGA
Messenger RNA from Auxenochlorella protothecoides, 1299 nucleotides. RefSeq names its product Sorting and assembly machinery component 50-like protein. Gene Ontology annotation, biological process: protein insertion into mitochondrial outer membrane. Gene Ontology annotation, cellular component: outer membrane; SAM complex. The record is from RefSeq and is a predicted model, not a curated record. Lineage: Eukaryota; Viridiplantae; Chlorophyta; Trebouxiophyceae; Chlorellales; Chlorellaceae. Bases 1 to 1299 code for a protein of 432 amino acids. The transcript is spliced from 7 exons.